This is a messenger RNA of Nasonia vitripennis (jewel wasp), 462 nucleotides long. RefSeq lists its product as uncharacterized. Lineage: Eukaryota; Metazoa; Arthropoda; Insecta; Hymenoptera; Pteromalidae. The coding region runs from base 73 to 462 and encodes 129 amino acids. The transcript is spliced from 2 exons. The record is from RefSeq and is a predicted model, not a curated record.
UAAAACGCCAACCCUGACGAGGUGGAAAAUAGCAAAAUAACCCAGGGCUACAAAAUAAAAACACACACACACAUGAGCGGCUCACCGGUCAACGAGUUUGAAUAUAACUUCUGGGGUGCUAUCAUUAAAAACACUCGAGAAAACGGCACAAGUCACACCGGCGUAAUCCCGACGAAGCAGCUGACUCCGUUUUCCCUCUCUGUGAGAGUGGCGAUGUUUUCCUCGCAGUCCUGCACACACGGCAUUCAUAUGCUCCAAGCCAAGAAAGCAGAUGGGCUCGAGCAAGCGAUGAAGACUUCGAAUGUAAGUUUUGCCGAGCGCGUCUCUUUCGUACAAAAUCAGCGGCACGCUGCGGAUAAAAUCUUCUGUUUAUAUUUUGUAAAGUCUCUCGUACAGCGCCGCUUCCGUGAAACUCGAGCACCCAGCUUGAUACGGAAUCCCUCUGGAUGCAAGAUGCGCUGA